AUGUUCCCGAAGGUGCGAGGAUUUCCUCGCUGUGGAUUCUCAGAGACUCACUGUGAAGUUGUGGCCUCAGCUCUGAAGUCCAACCCCUCCCAUCUGAGAGAGCUGGACCUGAGGGACAACUUCAACCUAAAGGAGGCAGGAGUAAAGCUGCUUUCUGCUGGACUGGAGAGUCCAAACUGUAGACUGGAGACUCUGAGUUUGUGGGGCUGCAGUUUGUCAGAGAUCAGCUGUGCUUCUCUGGACUCAGCUCUAAAGUCCAACCCCUCACAUCUGAGAGAGCUGGAGCUGAGCUUCAACAAGCUGCAGGAUUCAGGAGUGAAGCUCCUGUCUGGUUUUCUGGAGAGUCCACACUGUAGACUGGAGACUCUGGGAUUGAGUUUCUGCAGGUUGUCAGAGAUCGGCUGUGCUUCUCUGGCCUCAGCUCUGAAGUCCAACCCCUGCAAUCUGAGAGAACUGGAUCUGAGCGGAAACAAGCUGAAGGAUUCGACAGUGAAGCUGAUGUCUGAUCUUGUGAAGAGUCCACAAUGUAGACUGGCGACUCUGAGAUUGAAGCCGUGGUGAUCUCUGUCAGAGUGAGGGAUCAAAAAAGUGGAUGUGUUGAGAGGAUCAGUCGUGUCCUGAUGAUCCACAGAGGUUCACCACCUGGACCUGCAUCUUAUUUUGUCUUUUUUUUUUAUUCAUUCAUUCAUAUAUUCUGAAUCCAAAAUGCCUCUGCAGAAUAGUUCAGUUUAUGACAUCAUUAACCUCUAGAUUAACACAUUUGAAUAGAUCUUU
Messenger RNA from Sebastes umbrosus (honeycomb rockfish), 774 nucleotides. Its product is annotated as ribonuclease inhibitor-like. Lineage: Eukaryota; Metazoa; Chordata; Actinopteri; Perciformes; Sebastidae. The transcript is spliced from 5 exons. Gene Ontology annotation, molecular function: protein binding. The coding region runs from base 1 to 561 and encodes 186 amino acids. The record is from RefSeq and is a predicted model, not a curated record.